Cyclopterus lumpus (lumpfish) is the source of this 1995-nucleotide messenger RNA. RefSeq names its product nucleolus and neural progenitor protein (gene rmp64). The record is from RefSeq and is a predicted model, not a curated record. NCBI's taxonomy places the organism in Eukaryota, Metazoa, Chordata, Actinopteri, Perciformes, Cyclopteridae. Gene Ontology annotation, cellular component: nucleus. Gene Ontology annotation, biological process: positive regulation of Notch signaling pathway. The transcript is spliced from 9 exons. The coding region runs from base 21 to 1442 and encodes 473 amino acids.
UUGGUGGGUGGGGGGGAAGCAUGGCAGGAGAACCGUGGAACAGGGUAAACAUUGCGUUUCCCGGUGCCGUGUCUAGUGUCCGUGUCCGUUUCUGUUCAACUACAGAUGUACGCGUUAAAGACCUGUUGGUGGAAAAUGAGAUGGUGCUUAAGCUUUUUCGAAGUGAAAUUCUUCAAACGGAAGUACGACUUCUCUACGAGCUGCUGUACGUCCUGAACAACAGCUCCAGAGGCAACAAGACGUUCAAAGGCGUAAAGCAGGUUGAACAAUGCAUAAACAGGCUGAAGAGCAUGAAGCUUGAUGUGGCUCUCCAGGAGCUGACCGACCUGUGUCCCAACAGAAUUCAAAGGGAACUGAGCUUCAAGGCUGGGGAGUGUGAUGUCCCCAGUCAACCCAUGCUGGAGUGGCUAUGUCUCAAAGUGCUGGGAGCCGGCCAGCUGAUGAGCUGCACAUUGAGUCGUUGCAGCAGAGCUUUCGCACUCUCAAAGCAGCAGCUGAAAUGGGAGGAGUUUGUCAUCUUGAACAUGGUGAUAACCAGCAUGCUCAGUCGUCUCUGGGUGAUUUUCCGCGGUAUCCUGGUCAGCCUGUCCACUCUGUACCAGCAGCUCCUGGAGCUCAUCAGAGAAGUAGCCAACGCCCAGCCCAUGCCCUCCCUCAAAGACUUCUCCCUGCCAGCAGAGAUGGCUCAGUUUCUGGGUCCUUCUGAUGCAUUUUUACUGACCAAAAAGCCAGCACAUGAUCACCAUGCUAAAUACUUCAAGGAGCAGCAGAAGCAAAAGCAGAGGGGGCAGAAAUCUUCUGUUAAAGUCAAGAACCAGGGAAAGAUGAUGAAGGUCAACGAAGAUCUGGGUGUUUCUAUUGAAAGAGGUGUAGGUCUUGACACUGACAUGAAGCCCUUUCUUAAGGUUUUCAGGGACUUAACUGAGGGCAAAUCCUUCCCACAGAAAAGACGGAAGGCUGACAAGAACCAAAAGUUCAAGAAACGAGUGAGAGCGGUGACUACUUUCACAGACAUGGCGACCCUUCUGGAAGAAAUGAUUCCGUGGUGUGAAUCCCAGAAGAUGGAAAAGGAAAAACGUCUUUUAACCUUCUUGCUUUUAAAGUGCCAAAGGAUGAAAUGCCUAGAGGCAGCGGGUUACAACGUCCAGAGGAGGUUGCGGACCUUAAGACGGGAAGCCUGCUGGGCUUCAUCUCCUCAAGGGUCAGUGACAAGAGCCCGUCGAUCUUCUGCUGCAGAAAGGGGACAUGCUCGCCUGAGAACUCGUUUUCAGUCACUCAGGAGUCGAUUUACAUCCUCAAAGUACUCAACUCUGAGAACUGUUGUGAAAAAGGAACAGCUGAAAGGACAAAGGAAGAAGAGUAAAUGUGAGACGACAUCUCAGACCACCAGCUGUGACAGCCAUGAUGACAUCGAUGAUAUAUUUGCCUCUGUAGGUUUUUGACGCUUUGGAACAGACGCAUCCAAGGAAACAAAUGACAUAGCUCAGUAUAUGACACUGUUUUGUUUUGAAAGGGAAAAUGGAAUUUGAUGAUUGGACAUUGUAUGAAAUGCUAAAUAAACAGCAACAGUCAUUUUAUCACAGAAAGUAACUAGAAGGGAUUUUUAAAAUGUAAUUUAAUUUUGUUUAAUACUAUGUAAAAAAAAGAAAAGUAGAUUCAAGAGGGAGUGAAUAAUAAGGCAUUCAAACAUUUCAAAUGGAGAAACAUCAGAGCAGGCAAAUCAUAAAGAACAUCUGCUCCCUGGGAUAGUUUUUUUUGUCUCAGAUAAACCUUCAUCGCAGUCAUUUAAAUGGAAAUGUUUUGAGGCAUGUCUUCUUCAACAAAUGUGAACACAAUUAAUCAAAGGAUGCGCUUCAAAUCCUUUGACUGUAAAAAUCACAUAUGCAAGAAAAUAGAUUUUCCAUAUUCUAUAAGCUGUGCAAAAAAGUAGUUUUCCCCUCGUUGUCACAUUUACACAAUGAUGCCAAUAAAAAUGCUAAUCUUCCACACUGUUAA